AAUUUGACAAAUGGAAACUUCACAAUUUCACAUAAACAGAAACCCGGACGUAUUUUUUUGAAUGUUUUAUUUAUAUUUAAAAUAAAAUCUUUAAAAAGAGCUUAAUAUUUCGAUUUAUUGGAAUGUUAUCAAGACACUCAUGUAUCUAAGAAGAAGUACAACUUUAAAAUACCUAAUAGGAAUCCCACUGGCCGUUGCUUUCUAUUGUGAAUGGUUUGUGUUUGUGAUUCAACCACUAUUUUGGCAAAAAAUAGAAUGCGAACACAAUUUAAAAUGUACCAAGAUCCUCUUUAUAGCGGAUCCACAAAUACAAGGGGAUUUAGCCGUUCCUUCGCCUUUGAAUGUACUCUUCAAUUGGGACAGUGAUAGGUACUUGAGAUCAACUUUUUCAGUAGUAAUAAAACAUUUUAAGCCAGAUGUAUUAGUAUAUUUGGGAGACUUAAUGGAUGAAGGUUCAAUUUCCAGUCAAGUUGAAUUUCAUAGCUAUGUGAAAAGACUAUCUAAUAUAUUUGAUGUAUAUUAUCCUAUAGUGCAAGUAUGGCUUCCAGGCGACAACGACAUAGGUGGUGAAAAUGAGCCAAUAAAACACGAAAAAGUGAUUGAGUUCAAUAAAGUUUUCAAUCAGCCAUCAGUAAUUAGCUUCAGAAAUAUAACUUUUUACAAAGUUAAUUCUAUAAUGUACAAAGUACCACAGGGCCCCGAUGAUGCUGAUCUAAAUGUGAAAAUUGCUGUGGCACAUUAUCCAGUUUUAUCUAAAGGUGUUUAUGGACGGCAGGUUAAUAAGGCAAUACGGCCAGAGAUAUAUUUCUGUGCUCAUGAGCACAUGUCGAAGUAUUUUAAGCAGACUAAGAAUUUUGAAUAUAGAGAAACACAUCUGCUCCAAAUGAAUGACCCAGUAUUGGAUGUUGCAUUUGAUGAUGAGUGGUUGUAUGAAAUAUUCGUACCAACGUGUUCUUACAGAAUGGGAACGGAUAAAAUGGGAUAUGGGGCUGCAAUUAUAGAAAACAAUCGUAUGAAAUACACAGUAUUCUGGUCGCCGAAACGGUUCCCGCAUUUGUUUGUUUAUUUGUUUAUAUUAAUAAUAAUUUUCAUCUAUGGAUGUUGCUUUUGUUGUGUGCGAAUGAUCUCGCGACAAACCAAACUUAUUAGGAGUGAAGACAUCCUACCCUUAUUGCAUCGAACAUAAUAUAAAAAUAUAAUUUUAUAGAUAUUUUAUAUAGUACUUUGGCAGUAUUAACACCAUUGAUU
Vanessa tameamea is the source of this 1248-nucleotide messenger RNA. It is a transcript of the gene Mppe, whose product is annotated as Metallophosphoesterase. The record is from RefSeq and is a predicted model, not a curated record. The transcript is spliced from 6 exons. NCBI's taxonomy places the organism in Eukaryota, Metazoa, Arthropoda, Insecta, Lepidoptera, Nymphalidae. Gene Ontology annotation, biological process: GPI anchor biosynthetic process. Gene Ontology annotation, molecular function: hydrolase activity. Bases 140 to 1186 code for a protein of 348 amino acids. Gene Ontology annotation, cellular component: endoplasmic reticulum.